GAUGAACGUCACUGUUCAUGAUUUUAUAACGCGUGAUGUUAUUGGAUGAUCAGAAGCCGCGUUCGUGUCCAAUUCGCUGUAGGUCGCCAUUACACUUUCUGUCGGGCCAUUCAUAGAAGAUCUUUCGUAGCGUUUUGGCUCGUAUAUAGUCUUUAUCCCUCGGACCAGUUUGAAUAGUGUGCGAGCGAGUGGUGUCUUCUGGUGUGGAUCAAGCUUUCGCUUCACAUUUUCAGCAUACACAAUGUCCGCAUCCGGCGCUACUCCCAAGAAAGUGAAGAAAGUCGAAGGGUCCAGUGCAUCCGGAGAAGUUGAUGAUGGCAGAGAUUACGAUGCAGAGACUCAAAAAGCCUUGGAAGAAAUUGACGCUUGUCAAAACGAAAUCGAUGCUCUUAACGAGAAGGCUAGCGAAGAGAUUUUGAAAGUUGAGCAAAAAUACAACAAGCUAAGAAAGCCGUACUUUGAAAAGAGAAAUGACAUCAUCAAGAGAAUACCCAAUUUUUGGGUUACUGCCUUUGUGAAUCAUCCUCAAAUCUCAGCCAUUUUGGAAGAGGAAGAAGAAGAUUGUUUACAUUAUCUUUCGAAGUUGGAGGUUGAAGAAUUUGAAGAUAUAAAGUCUGGAUACAGGUAUACAAAAAAAAAAAAAAAAGAAUUCUUUAAAAUAAAAAUAAAAAAAUUAGAAAGCAUGAGUUUUAACAUGAUUCUGGUGUUUGUGACUAAAAUAAUUAAAAUUGUACUAUACCUAACUUCUAAGAUUGAGACUCUUACCUAG
Molecule: messenger RNA, 769 nt
Organism: Gryllus bimaculatus (two-spotted cricket)
Lineage: Eukaryota; Metazoa; Arthropoda; Insecta; Orthoptera; Gryllidae
Source: the annotation of a GenBank genome assembly